AUGGAGAUUGCAUAUCGCACUCGAUUAACGACAACUUUGGAUGUUACACGCUUUCUUUUGAAACAAGGUUUGCCUUUCCGUGGACAUGACGAGUCAUUGAGUUCCUCAAAUAAAGUCAAAGAGCAAAUGGGAGUUGUUUUAAGAUACGUGAACAAACAUGGAUGUGUUAUUGAAAGAUUUCUUGCUAUUGUACAUGUGUCUGAUACUUCUGCUAUUUCUUUGAAGAAGGCAAUUGAUGAAUUGUUUGCAAAACAUAAGUUGUCAUUAUCAAGAUUGAGAGGUCAAGGAUAUGACGGAGCUUCAAAUAUGCGAGGUGAGUAUAAUGGAUUGAAGGCUCUCAUAUUGAAGGAAAAUUCAUCUGCAAGGUAUGUCCAUUGUUUUGCUCACCAACUUCAACUAGUUGUUGUUGCAGUUGCUAAAAGCAAUCGAAUUGUGAGUGAUUUCUUCCAAUAUGUUACUAUGAUUGUGAAUAUUACUGGAGCUUCAUGCAAAAGAAAAGAUAAGUUUAGACAACUUGAACAUGAUAAACUUGUAGAAUGUUUGGAGAAAGGAGAUAUUGUUAGUGUGCUUGAAAAUGUGUAUGAUGAUGGCACUAAUGAUGAUAAUAAUGGUAUCGCCGCCAAUUUGAUUGAUAAGAUGGAGAGUUAUGAAUUUGUGUUUGUGAUGCAUUUGAUGAAAUCUUUAUUAGGAAUCACAAAUGAAUUGUCGCUUGCCUUACAACCAAAGGAUCAAAACAUUGUUCUUGAUAUGAUGGUUCAAGAGAUGAAUAAUCGGUUUUCAGAAUCAAGUACGGAGGUACUUACUUGCAUUGCUUGCUUAGAUCCAAAGGACUCUUUUUCUCAAUUUAAUAUUGGUAAGCUACUCCGCCUUGUUGAACUUUAUCCGGAGGACUUUUCAUUGACUGAUCGUGUAAUACUUGAGGACCAACUUGAGACUUACAUUCAAAAUGUGCGAGGAGAAUUUUCUAUGAUUGAAGAUUUGGGAAGUCUUGCUAAAAAGAUGGUUGAAACGGGCAAGAAUACAUUUUUUUCAUUGGUUUAUCGUUUGAUCGAAUUAGCAUUGGUUUUACCAGUUGCAACUGCUUUUGUUGAAAAGGUUUUUUCUGCUAUAAAAAUUAUCAAGACUGAUUUGCGUAAUAGGAUGGGGGAUGAAUGGAUGAAUGACAGUUUGGUAGUAUACAUCGAGAAGGAUAUUUUUGCCACAAUUGAAAAUGAACAAAUUUUACAACAUUUUCAACAGAUGAACACUCAUAGGAUACAGUUGCCUCCUCUUGUUUGUAUGUUCGGAUAUGGUACUAGUUUAAGUAUCAAAAAAUAA
Molecule: messenger RNA, 1317 nt
Organism: Zingiber officinale
Lineage: Eukaryota; Viridiplantae; Streptophyta; Magnoliopsida; Zingiberales; Zingiberaceae
Product: zinc finger MYM-type protein 1-like
Exons: 4
Coding region: 1-1317 (438 amino acids)
Source: RefSeq, a predicted model, not a curated record